Molecule: messenger RNA, 4825 nt
Organism: Dicentrarchus labrax (European seabass)
Lineage: Eukaryota; Metazoa; Chordata; Actinopteri; Moronidae
Product: mitochondrial import inner membrane translocase subunit tim16
Exons: 28
Coding region: 124-2916 (930 amino acids)
Biological process (GO): protein import into mitochondrial matrix
Cellular component (GO): TIM23 mitochondrial import inner membrane translocase complex
Molecular function (GO): protein binding
Source: RefSeq, a predicted model, not a curated record
AAAGCGAGCGGACACCGCGCGUCCAACCUGAACUGUCAGCUGUAAGCAGGAGUCCUCUGCCGAGUACCAAGCAGCUCGACAGAAGACACCCGGAAGGCACGAAAGUAAAUUUGAAAGGGCAGCAUGAAUCGCUUUAAGACCUCCAAAUUCAAAAACACCACUCCGAAAAUUGCCAAGAAAGAUGAAUGGAUCAACAUUGUCCGAGCUGGUUCCUUCUCCUGCCAGGGGAACCACAUCAAAGCCAGCUCCAAGUUGGUGGCGUUCAAUACCGAACAGGCUGGUGGAGGUAUGCUGGGACUGUCCUCAGUCAAACCUGGAUCAGAUGGUCAAUGGACAGUCACUCAGAUUUCAUGCCAUUCUGAUCUGGUGACCGAUAUGGACUUUUCUCCUUUUGAUGACAGUCUCCUGGCAACAUGCUCUGCAGAUGAAACGGUGAAGCUGUGGCGUUUGUGUGAUCCAGAGCUGCAGCAGCCCGGCAGUCCGGAGCUGACCCUGCGUCCAAGUCAGGGCAGGCUGGAGCUGGUGCUUUUCCACCCCACCUCCUCUGGCCUGCUGGCUGUUGGCACCACCAAGUCCCCCCUGAUUUGGGACACCAGCCGCCAGGACGCGCCACUAGCAGCUCUGGAGCAGCACAGUGACCAGCUGCAGAGUCUGAGCUGGAAACAGGACGGCUCCCUGCUGGCUUCCUCCUGCAAGGACAAGAUGCUGCGAGUGUUUGACCCCAGAGCACAGCUGACACCUGUUCAGAGUGCCAAGAGCCUUCAAAGCAACAAGGAUUCAAGGAUCCUGUGGGCCAAAGACGACCUUUUACUAACCACCGGCUUUGAUAUGAUGCGUAGUCGGGAGGUGAGGCUUUGGGACAGCAGGAAGCUGAGCUCUUCACUCAGCUCGGUGUCACUUGGAACUUCCAGUGGGAUGCUGAUCCCUCUGUUUGAUGAUGACACUGGUCUGCUCACACUGGCUGGCGUGGGAGACACUGUAGUUGAUUGCUUUGAAGUGUCAUCCUCCGAGCCUUUCCUCUCGCAAGUGAGCCACUGUCUGACCGACAUCUCAACACGAGGAGUCGCCAUGAUACCCAAGCUGGCACUGGAUGUCAUGUCCUGCGAAGUGAUGCGUGUGCUUCAGCUGACAGACAGCUGCAUUGUGCCAAUCAGCUAUCAAGUCCCUCGCAAGCAUUCAGGGCAGGAGUUUCAUGACGAUCUUUACCCGGAUACAGUGAGUGCAACUCCAGCCAUGUCUGCUGAGGAAUGGUGGCAGGGAGGGAACAAGCAGGUGGAGAAAGUCAGCCUCCACCCAGACAAACAGCCCAAACAGAAGGCUCCACCAGCAAAACAAAUGCCUGCAAAGAAGGAGCUGGUCAGUGGAGGAAGCAAGGAGGAUCCAGCACGUGGCUGCUCCACCUCCAGUAGUCCUCUGACCACUCCCAGUAGCAGCGCUGCCCCAUCCCGCUCUCCCUCCUCUACCUCCGGCCUCUCCUCAGGCUUCCUCCCCAGCCCCAGUCCCAGCCAGAGCACCAAGGCCAUCCACAGCCUGCUGGGACCAACCUCCAAGUUCCGCCACAUCGCAGGCACAGUGAUGCACCGGGACACACACAUCACUAACCUGCGUGGCCUCAACCUGACUACACCAGGCGAGUGUGACGGCUUCUGUGUGAACCGCCAACGUGUGGCAGUGCCACUCGCCAUCUCUGGAGGCCAAAUUGGCGUCUUUGAGCGCUCUCAGCCUGGCAGGCUGCCAGACACAGCCCUGUCCACCAUCCAGAACUCUGUAAAUGUGGUUGACCUCUCUUGGGACCCCUUUGAUACACACCGGCUUGCUGUGGCUGGUGAUGAUGCAAAGAUCCGUGUGUGGCACGUACCAGAGGGAGGGCUGAAAGAGACCCUGACUGAGCCUGAGCUCAUCUUGCAAGGCCACACGGAAAAGAUUUACUCCAUCAAGUUCCACCCUCUGGCAAGCGGACUGCUGGUGUCUUCAUCCUACGAUCUAACAGUCAGACUGUGGAACCUGGAGAGCGGUGAGCAGGUCAAACUCCUCACGGGACACCAGGACCAGGUCUUUGCCAUGGCGUGGAGCCCAGAUGGGAAGCUCCUGGCCACAGUGUGCAAAGAUGGGAAGGUUCGCAUCUAUGACCCCCGCAAGUCCACUGCACCAGUGCAGGAGGGCCCAGGUCCUGAGGGCCACAGGGGAGCUCGUGCGGUGUGGGUGUGUGAUGGCAAGUACCUGUUGGUGUCAGGAUUUGACAGUCGUAGUGAGCGAGGGCUCUACCUGUACUCUGCUGACUCCCUUUCAUCUGGAGCCACAGCCAGCACCCUUGUAGACAUCUCCCCCUCUACCCUCAUCCCUUUUUAUGACCCCGACACCAGCGUGGUCAUCCUCACUGGAAAAGGUGAUACCAGAGUGCACAUUUAUGAGGUGCUCCCCGAUGCGCCGCACUUUAUGGAGUGCAGCAGUUUUAACUCUCCUGAGCCACAUAAGGGCUUGGCCUUUCUGCCCAAGACAGAGUGCAACGUGCGCGAUGUGGAGAUAGCUGUAGCACUAAUGCUCACCAAGACAACCAUAGAGCCAGUGGCCUUUAAAGUACCACGGGUCAAGAAAGAGUUUUUCCAGGACGACUUGUACACAGACACAGCAGUCUGUUGGGAACCGGCACUGACUGCCUCUGCCUGGCUGUCUGGCUCCAAUGGGCAACACAAAAAGAUCAGCCUGAAGCCUAAAGACAUGACACCAGUGAGUGAGGCCCCCAAAGAAGCUCCGGUUAGAAAAUACUUGCCCUCAUCUGUUUACCUAGAGGAGAAGACUGAUGAACAGAAGAAAGAGGAGCUGCUCAGCGCCAUGGUGGCUAAGUUGGGGAACAUGGACGACCCACUGCCACAGGAGUCCUUCGAAGGGGUCGAUGAGGACGAGUGGGAUGACUAAAAGGGACGGGAUUUUUUCUUCGGUUCAAUCGUGGUGCCAACAGCAGAGAGGAGGGAGCAGAUCAAAUGUCAAAUUGCCAUGUGUGGAUGCAAUGGUGCCACCCACACAACCUCUGAGCUUAAUCAGCUAGCAGCUCAGCCUACUGCACACGCAAGGAAUACUGUACAAUGUGAAAGUGUCAAUGAUUUGGGAAAGAAAAUCACAAUAUCUACUAUAUCAGUGUGUAUCUCAAUAUCUGUUAAGGUUUGGAAAAUCAAAUGUCAUGUUGUCUAGUUGGUGUUCAUCCUGUCAGACUGCAUGAAAUUGGAUAUGAAAAUCAUUUUUAGCUGUAAUUCUUAAAUAUUUCAGGAAUCAUUCCGGGAUAAAUCUCACAUAGUAACUGCUUUAUGUUAAUGUAGACUGCAAAUAGUUGUGUCACAUUAUUGAUGAUAAUUUCAAAAGCAAAUCCCACCAUGCAAGAUGAAUGAUUAUACAUGUAUAUACAAUCAUAUAUGGGGACACCUCAAACAUAUUUCUGAUAAACCACGGGUGUAAGUCAUUGAAAGGGGAAUUAAACAGCAAGCAAUCAUAGCAAUAAUACUUCUGCUUUAUGCGACAUUACCAGUUACACCGAUGACAAAUAACUUUUUAAAAAUUGAUUUUGGCACAGCUUUUCUCUUUGUCUGUGGUAUGUAGCCAUUGUUUAACACUCUGAGGUGUCCCAAUAUACAAAAAAAAAAAAUAAUAGCCUCUUCCUAAUGGCUCCAGUCUGUUAUUUUCUGAUCUCAAGAUACCAGGUUGUGUACCAUUGCAUACAAAGUUGUUACAUGUGUGCACAUUUGCCUCCACAGUGGACCACUGCUUGCUUUUUCUACUGGCCAGUCAUAUGAGCACGCUCAGUCACAAUGUGUCUUUAAAAAGAUGUAAUGUUGCAAAAAAUAUUGUUAAUGAACAUCAUGCAUCUGUAAAAAAAAAAAAAAAUGAUAAUAAUAACAACAACUCUGUCUUCCUGUUUAGUCAGGUAAAACACACACAUGAAUACUGUAACAUGUUGAAGCCUUCAACAGCAAAAACCACACUGAGGAUACAACAGGGUCACCAGUGUUCAUGGUUGGCCAUGAACUGGAAUUUAUAAUGACAACAACAUUAAGUUCACUUUUCUUUGUUAGCCAAUGAUAGAAUAAGAUGCCAUUUUAAAAUGAUGUGUUAUUGUAUUUGUAGUUAGAUUUGAUUGAAUGUUGCCAUCCAGCUGUCAUAUAAUAGUCUUAUAAGUAGGGGUUAAAGGUAAAUGAAACUAUGAUGUUGUUAUGCAUUGAAAGCCAAACCAGAGGGGCCUUUGUAUACUCUGAGAUAAAUGUUUCCUUUCUUUUCUUUUCUCGUUUGCCGGGCAGUUGAGUUUUUAAUCAUGAUCUUUGUUGGUUUUCAGACUGUUUGGGGAUAUUCCUCACUUAAAUGAGCUAAUUUUCUUAUCUAAUGUUUACUAGAAGUAAAUAAUCAUGGUGUUAACUAGACAAUAACAGUACAGUAUUAAUAACUAUAACAAUGCAGCCAUAACAGCCAUCAUGUAAUCUACCGAUCAGGGCUACAGCAAUAUAAAUAUCAAUAACCCACGGAGUUUGUUUACAACUUCUGAUGGACUGAAAUUAACCAUCAUUUCAGCCAUGCAUGGUCGCGCGCAUCUUGUUGUACACAUAAACUGCAGGUGUUGUCAGUCAUCAGUGUUGUGAUGAUGUAUAAUUUAUGUGCUUGUGAUUCUCGAAUGCCAUACUUUGUAAUGUUUGGAUUGGAUUAACUUCAUUCCAUUGUGUUAACAAAGGCACUUCCUUUUUAUACAGUGAGUAAAGCAUUGUUGUUCUGUCUUACUUGAGUAAUGGUUUGUGGAUUUUUUUUUUUUUCAAUACGGUCUUGCAAUAAACACCCUUUGAACCCA